CCCUUCGCCGCCCGGAGAUGCGGAGCGGAUCCGGGCGCCCUCUUCGCGUCCGGGGGAUGCGAGCGGAUUCCCCCUGUACUGCCGCGGGGCUGCGGUGUCAGCGCUCGCCUCGCCCCGAGCGGAGGGAAUUGCCAGCGUUUCCCCUGGCCUCAAAAAACCCCAAGGCGUGUGUAUCUGUGUCCUUGUAUGUCUGUGAGUGUAGGGAUAUCUGUACAUCCGUGCAGAUCCCCGUGCAGCCCGCGUGAGUGUUCGGCUGUGUGUGAGCCUCCCCGAUGGUGAGGGGCGUUUCGCAGCUCUGCUUUAUGGUGGUUAAUGGUUUACCCGGAGAAGUUCCCGACGCAUGAAUGUUGCAGGGCCCUUUGAGUCAACUCCUUCAGACCCGGACUUCCUAUUGCCAACCUUCCCAACCGGCCUUCUAAAAAUGCUGGCGUUUGCCUCUGGUAAUCGAGCCCCGUGGACUUUCUCUGAAGAGAUUCCAAAAUAGGUGCUGCUGAACCCAGACCCAGAAGAGGAUGGGGAAGCAGAACAGCAAGCUGCGUCCCGAGGUGCUCCAGGACCUGCGUGAGAACACUGAGUUCACAGACCAUGAGCUGCAGGAGUGGUACAAGGGCUUCCUAAAAGAUUGUCCCACGGGCCAUUUGACUGUAGAAGAGUUUAAAAAAAUAUAUGCAAAUUUUUUUCCCUAUGGCGACGCGUCGAAGUUUGCGGAGCACGUCUUCCGCACCUUUGACACUAACGGCGACGGGACGAUCGACUUUAGGGAAUUCAUCAUCGCCCUGAGCGUCACCUCCCGGGGCAAGCUGGAACAGAAGCUGAAGUGGGCGUUUAGUAUGUACGACCUGGAUGGCAACGGGUACAUCAGCCGUGGGGAAAUGCUAGAAAUAGUGCAGGCAAUUUACAAAAUGGUUUCGUCAGUAAUGAAAAUGCCAGAGGAUGAAUCCACUCCUGAGAAGCGGACAGACAAGAUCUUCAGACAGAUGGACACAAACAAUGACGGUAAACUGUCGCUGGAAGAGUUCAUCAAAGGUGCCAAGAGCGAUCCCUCCAUCGUGCGGUUGUUACAGUGCGACCCCAGUAGCGCGAGUCAAUUCUGAUGAAAGCGGACAGUGUGCUCAGAGAACCUCGGCUUGUGUCCUUCAAGCUUUGCUCGCAAACGGAUGCCUUCUCAACCAUCCCUCCACACUUCGCGGAUAAGAUCCCGUUGCCAGAUUGUGUGUGUGUGUGUGUCCGAGCGAACCAGCCCUCGCUCCCCCCACUAACACCAGUGCAGUUCUCCUGCGGCAGCUCCGUUUCUGCUUCCCCAUAACGUUACCAUUCACUCUGCACAUUUUAAACAUUAAUCGAAAGGUUUGUUUACAUGCAGCUACGAGAGAGUUCGAUGGCUGGUGAGAUACCACUUCACUUAGUCCGUGAGAAAGGUGAUGUUCCCAUAGUUCUCGAGAAGAUGCUAGGUAGGACUUUUACUCAAAAUAGCAGAUGGUAGAUAAUUUAUUUUGCUUCAGAAAUUACUAUGUUGGAAAAAAAAAAAAGAAAAAAAAGUGGACUGAAUGGAGUAGAAAGUUAAAAAAAAAAGGAAAAAAAAAAGCAGCUUUCCUGGGCAUGGUUCCAAUUUUCUUUUUGAGGAAAAUUGCUUGCACUUAUCUAAUGGUCUUUACUUUCUUUUAAUAUAUAUAUAAAUUAUAUAUAUAUGGUGAAGUAAAAUUUUAAAUAUUUAGGUCAUCUAUUUAAGGCAUAAAAUAGAAUUCAAGCUUUGUUUCUUCUAGUUGUCUGUGAUUUAUUCAAAUCUUGGAGAUUGUUUUUUUUGUGAUAUUUAUGCAUUAGCAAAUUGCUGUUCCAAAAGAAAUGCAUGACUAGCAGUUUGUGGAUAUUUCACUCUGUUUAAUUCCUGAAUGCAAAUAUUCGUACAUUUUUACUGUCAGUCAUUCUGGUAUUACUGUAUUAACAAAAGACCUGAAAGGAGUUCAUCCUCAUUUUGUAUUUCUCAGUGGAGUCCUACUUUCUGGUGGUUGCUGCGUUAAAUGGCUUUUGAGUGCCCCGAGGUGACGUGACUGGCACUGCUGUUCUCAACUUGGCUACACCUCUUCCCUUUUGCUGUCGAUAUGUUAAUAGUCUUGUGCAUUCCAGUGUUAUUUAAUAUCUGCCUAAUGCCAAGAAAUAUUAAUUGAAAUAAAAGACUACUUUUCUUGUCA
Motacilla alba alba is the source of this 2189-nucleotide messenger RNA. RefSeq names its product hippocalcin like 1 (gene HPCAL1). Bases 513 to 1094 code for a protein of 193 amino acids. Gene Ontology annotation, molecular function: calcium ion binding. The transcript is spliced from 5 exons. Lineage: Eukaryota; Metazoa; Chordata; Aves; Passeriformes; Motacillidae. The record is from RefSeq and is a predicted model, not a curated record.